Messenger RNA from Oldenlandia corymbosa var. corymbosa, 1548 nucleotides. The record is from the annotation of a GenBank genome assembly. Lineage: Eukaryota; Viridiplantae; Streptophyta; Magnoliopsida; Gentianales; Rubiaceae.
AUGAACUUGCCGGUCUCUUAUGAAGCUGCUUUGAAUCCCCUGAGGUUGAGGCUGUGGAGUUCUUCCAACUCCUCCUCGUGGGCUCUCUCCAUUUCAGUCGUCUCCAUCUUUCCGAGAACAAUCUCCUCCUCCCUUACCCCAUUAUCCCACAGGACUCAAUUUCUGUCUCCUCUGAGGUUAAUCCUCUGCCGAUCACGCUUAGCUGCUGAAUCUGAAAUACAUGGAUCAUUCAAUCAGAGAAUGGUGCCCGCGAGCCUCCUAACUGCGGAGAAAGAAGAAGCCAAGGCUGUACUCACAUUGUUUCUGAAGAAACAGGGUUUUAGCAAUGCAGUGGCAGCCAGAAUAGUCAACAAAUCGGAUCCUUUUGUCGACCACCUCGUUGCAAGGCUUCAUACCAUGCACAAAUCUCAUUACCUAGUAGGACGGGAACUGACGACUCUAGAGAUCAGGGAUGCACUAACUCCUUACCUUGAAACCCUCCUUGAUGAAUACGGAGAAACCCUAGUUGAUGUGGUGGAGAACUUUCCCAACCCACCUGUUAAAGAAAGUCAGGGAGAAGAUUCUCAAAGCCAGUACACCCCAGAAACUGUGGAUAUUUAUGUUUCGCCCUCAAAUGUUACCCUUGACUCAAAGAAGUUGAAAGCGUUGGCUCGAGUUAGUGAUCUUAACCCGACAGGGAAGCUACCUCCGCAUGUUACAUACCUUCUUGAGCUGGGAAUGGAGCUAGAGACAAUUCGGGAAGUGAUACGGAAGUUCCCAGCUUUCGCCUAUUACAGUCUUGACAGGAAAAUCAAACCUGUGGUGGACUUCCUCCUGGAACUUGGUGUGUCAAAGUCUGAUAUUCCAACCAUCAUCACCAAAAGGCCUCAACUCUGUGGUAUAAGUCUAUCGGAAAAUUUGAUUCCUACAAUGACAUUUUUGGAGAAUUUAGGAGUGGACAAAAGUCAAUGGGCAAAAGUCAUCUACCGCUUUCCAGCACUUCUUACUUACAGCAGGUCGAAGCUAAAAGGAACUGUUGACUUCCUGUAUGAAGUAGGUCUUUCUGCAGAACAUGUUGGUAAAGUUUUAACACGUUGCCCGAAUAUUAUCAGCUAUAGCGUUGAUGAUAAGCUACGGCCUGCGGUUGAGUAUUUCAGAUCCUUGGGGGUUGAUGUUGCACUUCUUUUCCAAAGAGCUCCACAAACAUUUGGGCUUAGUAUAGAAGCCAAUUUGAAGCCAUUAACGGAAUUCUUUCUGCAAAAUGGAUACAGCAUCGAGGAACUCAGAACUAUGAUUUCCAGAUACGGUGCGUUAUAUACUUUUAGUUUAGAAGGUAACUUGAUCCCGAAAUGGGAAUUCUUCCUAACAAUGGGAUAUCCGAAAUCUGAGCUGGUUAAAUUCCCUCAGUAUUUUGGUUACAGCUUAAAUGAAAGAAUAAAACCCAGAUAUGCAAUUGUGAAGGAGAAUGGAGUGAGGAUACUGCUGAAUCAGGUUUUGUCUCUCUCUGGUCCGGAAUUUGAUAAAGUUGUGCAGAGAAAAUUGAAAAAGCAGUACGGCAUUGAAAGUUAA